AUGAAAGCAGAAGGAAGGGCCCGAAGAAAACUUGCAAUGAUGCGAAAGCUUGCGGGAACUACAUGGGGGGCAAAUGAGCACAUACUCAAGACAGUCUAUCAAGGCACAGUGAGACCCCAACUAGAGUAUAGUUCCCCCACAUGGUCUUCCACAGCCAAAUCCAAUCGCCAGGCUCUGGAUAAAAUCCAGAACCAAGCUCUGCGCAUCAUGACAGGAGCAACCAAGUCCACACCAAUUGCCUUCAUGGAAAAGAUAACAGGAAUACAACCACUUCAAGAAAGAAGAGAUGUCAAAAUCCUGCUUCAGACAGAGAAGUAUAAAUGUCUAACGGAUCACCCCAUGUCAGCCAGAGUUAAAGGGUACACCAAAAAUCGGAUCAAGCGUAGCAGCUUUGUACACGAAGCUAAGAAGCUGGACAAGGCCUAUGCAACGGAUCUGACCAUCCCCACCACUCCGCUUGGUCAAGAAGACAUCAUAGAUCCAUUACAAAAUGACCUGUCAAAUGUUGCAGUAAGAUCCAGUGUUCCUCACCUACAGCCAGGUAAACAAGAGGAUGAGCAUAUCAGAAAGAGCCUCACACUUGCCAUGAUCGAUGACGAAUACCCAAGAGAGGCAUGGACUCAUGUCUACACAGACGGUUCUGCCACUAGAGCAGUCAUAAAUGGAGGUGCUGGCAUCGUCAUUCUGUACCCAUCCGGAAAACGAGAAACACAUCAUGCAGCAACCGGAACACACUGUAGCAACUACAGAGCAGAGACUUUAGCCCUCAUGAAGGCAGUGUCAAUGAUUGAAGACUCGACCGAAGAUGUCAACUCGAUAGUCUUCUUUACAGAUGCCAUGUCUGUAUUAGAAGCCCUGACCAACAACAAGGUUCCUCAGCUUGCAAAUGCCUUACAAAGAAUCAGCACCAACCUAAACGUGACCCUCCAGUGGAUCCCAGCACACUGUGGAGUGGCCGGAAAUGAAGAUGCUGACCAACUGGCAAAACAAGGUGCUCAGUUAGAUCAGCCACCUGUGCAAGUAAGCUACAAGGAGAACUGUUACCAUCAUUAA
This is a messenger RNA of Dreissena polymorpha, 1053 nucleotides long. Its product is annotated as ribonuclease H1-like. NCBI's taxonomy places the organism in Eukaryota, Metazoa, Mollusca, Bivalvia, Myida, Dreissenidae. The transcript has a single exon. Bases 1 to 1053 code for a protein of 350 amino acids. The record is from RefSeq and is a predicted model, not a curated record. Gene Ontology annotation, biological process: DNA replication, removal of RNA primer. Gene Ontology annotation, molecular function: nucleic acid binding; RNA-DNA hybrid ribonuclease activity.